Molecule: messenger RNA, 2352 nt
Organism: Protobothrops mucrosquamatus (brown spotted pit viper)
Lineage: Eukaryota; Metazoa; Chordata; Lepidosauria; Squamata; Viperidae
Gene: TIMM17A
Product: translocase of inner mitochondrial membrane 17A
Exons: 6
Coding region: 69-569 (166 amino acids)
Biological process (GO): protein import into mitochondrial matrix
Cellular component (GO): TIM23 mitochondrial import inner membrane translocase complex; mitochondrial inner membrane
Molecular function (GO): transmembrane protein transporter activity
Source: RefSeq, a predicted model, not a curated record
GAUUCACAAGCCGGCAAGCGUCUGUCUGUAUCUGAGCGUCACGCGGCUGUGCGGAAACCGGGUCGAAGAUGGAGGAAUACGCGCGAGAGCCUUGCCCCUGGAGAAUAGUGGAUGAUUGUGGUGGUGCUUUCACAAUGGGAGCCAUCGGUGGAGGCAUCUUUCAAGCCAUCAAAGGAUUCAGAAAUUCUCCAGUGGGUGUAAAUUACCGGUUGCGGGGUAGUUUGACGGCUAUUAAAAGCAGAGCACCACAGCUAGGAGGUAGCUUUGCUAUCUGGGGUGGUCUCUUCUCCAUGAUCGACUGUAGCCUGGUGAAAGCAAGAGGAAAAGAAGAUCCUUGGAAUUCUAUUACCAGUGGUGCUUUAACAGGGGCCAUUUUAGCUUCAAGAAAUGGACCAAUUGCAAUGGUUGGGUCUGCAGCUAUGGGAGGAAUUCUUCUAGCUUUAAUUGAAGGAGCAGGUAUCAUGUUAACAAGAUUUGCAUCUGUGCAAUUUCCAAAUGGUCCUCAGUUUUCUGAUGACCCAUCUCAGUUACAGGCCUCUCCUUUUGGGGACUAUAGGCAGUACCAAUGAUUUCUUCUGUUUCUGCUGAAUUUUAAAGUUUUACCUUUAAAAGAAGAAGCAAAAUGCAGCCUCAUUUGAAGACUUUUCAUUGGAUGUGUACAUGUAGAUGUUAUUAUAUUUUUCACAAUAUUUAAAAGAUAAUGAAUAUGAAUCUAUCACUGUAAAUAAAUAUGAAAUGCCUGCAAACUCCAUAGAUAUUCCUUAACUUAAGGAUCAAGCAACAUAUGGAUCUGUGGCCUUUUUCAGUAUAAUGCAAAUUACAUCACUGGGGAUAUAACAACCAUGUAAUAUCAAAACGUACGGAAUGCAUUAGAAGAAUAUGUGCUGGUAACAGAUAUCUGCAGUGAGCUGCAUUGUUUCCUUCCAGAUAAUCAGAAAGAGAGGUGCAAAGUAAAGAAGAAAUAUUUAAUUUCCUUUUAAUUUUUUAUAAUGUUAAUAUAUUCUCAAUAGUGAGAUUGAAAUAUUAAGAAAGAUCAUAAUAGUUCUUUACUGAAUAUUUAAAAUAAUGUAUUAUGUUGGCAAAAGAUUCAAGGAUUAUUUUUGGCAAAAAAUCUGUUUUUUUCUUGAGCUUUUUUAAUCUUUGGAGAAUAAGUUCUAUAUGUUGUUCACAUAACAGUGGAUGAAAUGUUUGUGAUCAGAUGGUGUAAUUUGCAUGUCUAAAGUUCCUUACCCUACCUGCACAACAACACAAUUGUCCCUCAUAUCAGCCUUAUCUGAAACAUUUGUAUUUAAAACUUUUGUCUGUUUUAAAUGAGUUUACUAUUUUUUCCCAAGCAAUUAUACAAAGAAUAUAAAUAUAUUACCUGUUUUAAGACUAAACAUGAGAAUGAAGUAUUGCUUUAACAAGACAAAAUGCUCUAUGAACUUGUUCAGUAGUUUGGAAAAGUUAGGGAUGUACAGCAUUUCACAUACCAAGGGAAAAACAUGUUUCAGGAUGCCUGAGGGUGUUCUGUUGGAAACUUGUUAAAGCAGCCAUGUCUUCCUACGAUUGCAUGGCUGUCCUCCAUAAUGGUAGCAUGAUGUUGAGAAAAGACACACUUGGUCUGGAGCUACAUGCAGACCUAAAUGCACACUAAAACAACUUUACUCCUAGUAAUCUAAAACAGAUUCCCAACCCCCAGCCUGUUAGGAAACAGACUGCACAAGUGGUGGAUAAGUGAGCAAAGCUUUGUCUCCACAGGUGUGGGAUCUAGGUUGCACAUGAAACCAUUCCCCCUCUAUGGAAAAAUUGUCUUCCAUGAAACCAGUCCCUGGUACCAGAAAGGUUGGAGACUGCUGAUCUAAAGUACUGAACAGCCCUAUUAUAGAUCUUAUUUAUGUGAUACUAGUUGCAAAAAAACUGGCAACACAGAACAGUCUUUCUGAAGUUAAAAUUAAAUUACUGCUCUCCAAAGGCACCUAUGUCUUAUUGUUACAUUUUAAAAUGCAUCUUCUGUAAGGAUUCACACGUGUCAGCUUUCUGUGCUUUCUGCAUUGUCUUGAGGUAGUCAACUGUGGCUGGGCUGCACCAUUUCAGAUAAACAUUUAAUUAAACAAAGAUACAGUAAAUUAAUAGAGAAGACAGUUUAAACUCUUUCUCCAUGUGGAAAAAUUUGAAGUCUUGGAAGUUCCUAUCUGUACUCUAGUACAAUCCCAGGAUCUUUUGUCAUUUUAAGUAAGAAUUGAAUUUUCUGUAUUGCAUGGAGAUUUACAUGUCAAUAGUACAAUACUGAAGAUUUUUGGAUAAACUAUUUUAAGAAGUUAGCUCCAAUAAAUUCACAAUUGCUCCAAUAAAUUCACAAUUAUCAAAUUA